This is a messenger RNA of Fonsecaea multimorphosa CBS 102226, 675 nucleotides long. RefSeq lists its product as uncharacterized. The transcript has 2 exons. Bases 1 to 675 code for a protein of 224 amino acids. Lineage: Eukaryota; Fungi; Ascomycota; Eurotiomycetes; Chaetothyriales; Herpotrichiellaceae. The record is from RefSeq and is a predicted model, not a curated record.
AUGCCCGGCGAAGAACCUGAGAAAGGGGACAAAGUUACAUGGAACUGGGGCGGAGGCCAACCUGGAGGCACCGUCGCUGAGAAGAAGACCGAAGGCGAAGUCGCCAUCACCUCCAAGCGCGGCAACAAGGUCAAGAAGAACGCAGAGCCAAACAAUCCCGCCGUCCACAUUGAGCGGUCCGGCAACGACGUGGUCAAGAAAGCCUCUGAGCUCAACGUCGAGGAGAAAGCCAAUGGCGACGCCGGCGCCGCCGAAGCCGACGACAAAAAGGAGGAAUCCAAAGAAGAGGCCGAGACCAAGAAUGGCGAAAAGAGGAAGCACGACGACGUAGAGAAGGACGAGAAGGAAGAAGACAACAAGCAAGACGAAGCGGGCCCUCUUGAGGAGAAUGCCGAUGGCAAGACUGUAAAGGCCAAAGAGCCAGCCGCUAAGAAGCAGAAGAAGGAACCGGCGCCGAAGAAGGGUGCCGCCCCGAAGAAAGCCGAGGAGAAGAAGGAAGAGGAGACGAAGAAUGCGGAGAUGGAAGAAGAGACAAAGCCCGCAAACGACAACAAGAAGAAGGCCGGCCGACCUAAGAAGGCUGAGGGCGCGUCCGCCAAGCAGAAGAAGCAGCCGACUCCUCGCUCAGCAGACGGCAUCGGGUCUCGCACCAGGAGCCAGCAGAAGAAGGCUUAG